AUGUCCACGGUUAUUCCAAAGAAGAGACUUGCUAGCGGUCUAACGGUCACCCAGAAAGUCUUUGUUCGUUCCAGAAAUGGUGGUGCCACCAAAGUUGUUAGCGAACAUUACUUGAGAGACGAUAUUCCAUGUUACUCCAAGGCUUGUACAAGAUGCCCGGAAAUUGUUAAGCCAGACGCUAACAAUCAGUACCCAAAUUUCGUUUUAUCAGACAGCCCAGUAUACGCUGAGAAAUAUGGCCACCAUUAUGUGGUGCUUGAUACCAAUAUUGUGCUUUUGGCGAUUGAUUUACUCGAAAAUAAGGAUGCAUUCUGUGAUGUGAUUGUUCCACAAACCGUAUUGGAAGAAGUGAGAAACAGAUCUUUCCCAAUUUAUACCAGAUUGAGAGCAUUGUGCAAAUCAGAUGAGAAAAGAUUUGCGGUUUUUCAUAAUGAAUUCAGUGAAGAUACUUUUGUCAGCAGACUCUUGAAUGAGACCAUCAAUGAUAGAAAUGAUAGGGCCAUUAGAAGAUGCUGCGAUUAUUUCCAAAAACAUUUGAACCAGCAUAGAGACAAGAAGGUCAAACAAAUAAAUGUUGUUUUCGUUUGCAAUGAUAAGAAAAAUAGAGAUGCUGCGGCGGGUGCCGGUAUCAUGGCGGAUUCUUUGGUGGAUUACGUUACUAAUUUGCCUAACGGAGAAGAUUUGCUUGAUUUCGUGCCAAAUAUGGAAGAUGGACCAUCUUUCAGCCAUAAGAAAGAGACGAAGUUCCCAGAUUAUUACACCACUGCUAGAUUGAUGGGGGGUAUCAAGAAUGGAACUUUAUACCAGGGCCUGAUCAAUAUAUCUUCUUACAAUUUCCUUGAAGGGACGAUAUCGGUGCCUUCUUUCAAGAAACCAUUGAUUAUUAUGGGUAGAGAAAAUCUUAAUAGAAGUUUUAAUGGCGACCAAGUAGUUGUGGAAUUACUUCCAAAGUCCAAAUGGAAGACCCCAUCCAACGAGAUUGUCGAGGAAGAAAACAUGGAUGCUAAUGAUAAUGCCGAGGAUGGUGAUUCUCCAAAUGAAAUAAUAUCGGACAAAGAAAGAUUGUUCUUGCUCAAAGAAGCUCAAAAGGCGUCUUCGGAAGAAAGUUCGACGAGGAUCCAACCAACCGCAAAAAUUGUUGGGAUCACUAAAAGAAGCUGGCGGUUCUAUGUCGGUCAAAUUUCCGAAAAUUCUGUGGCUAAAGAUUCACGAACUUCUAAUGCUGCAAGAAACUGUUUUGUAAUAUUGAUGGACAGAUCUUUGCCAAAGAUCAGAAUUCGUACCAGAAAAGCUGGCGAACUUUUAGGUCAAAGAAUUGUGGUGGCGGUUGAUUCUUGGCCUAGUACCUCCAAGUACCCAGAAGGUCAUUUUGUUAAAUCUUUAGGGGCGAUUGAAUCGGUGCAAGCAGAAACCGAGGCGUUAUUGCUCGAACACAGUGUGGAAUACAAGCCAUUCAGUAAGAAGGUGUUGGAAUGUUUGCCUAAAGAAGGGCAUGAUUGGAAAGUUCCAACAAAACUUGAUGGCGAUGAAUUCAUCAAGAAAAGAAAAGAUUUCAGAGACAAGUUGGUUUGUUCUAUCGAUCCUCCUGGAUGUGUGGAUAUUGAUGAUGCUUUGCAUGCCAAACAAUUGCCAGAUGGUAAUUGGGAAGUUGGGGUGCAUAUUGCCGAUGUGACAAAUUUUGUCAAACCAAAUACUCCAUUGGAUGCUGAGGGUGCUUACAGAGGUACUUCUGUAUAUCUUGUGGACAAGCGUAUUGAUAUGUUGCCAGAAUUAUUGGGUACUGAUCUUUGUUCGUUGAAGCCUUAUGUUGAUAGAUUUGCAUUUUCUGUGAUCUGGACCUUGGAUAAUGAUGCCAAUAUUAUCGAUACCAAUUUCCAUAAAUCGAUCAUCAGAUCUCGUGAAGCAUUUUCUUAUGAAAGAGCCCAGCUUCGAAUCGAUGAUGCCAGUCAACAAGAUGAUUUGACCAAAGGGAUGAGAGCGCUUUUGGAUCUUUCUAUCAAACUCAAACAACAAAGAUUGGACGCCGGUGCGUUGAACCUUGCCAGUCCCGAAGUCAAGGUGCAUAUGGAUAGUGAGACUGCUGAUCCUGGUGAAGUGGAAAUCAAGAAAUUAUUAGCCACCAAUUCUUUGGUUGAAGAAUUCAUGUUGUUGGCGAACAUUUCUGUGGCGAAGAAAAUUUAUGAUGCAUUCCCACAAACUGCAAUGCUCAGAAGACACGCUGCUCCACCGGCCACAAACUUUGAAGUGUUGAAUGAGAUGUUAAGAGUCCGUAAAAACAUGUCAAUUUCUUUGGACUCGUCGAAAGCCCUUGCUGAUUCUUUGGACCGGUGUGUUGAUCCACAAGAUCCAUACUUCAACACUUUAUUACGUAUCAUGGCCACCCGAUGCAUGAUGGCGGCGGAAUAUUUCCCAUCGGGAAUGUUCAGUUAUGGAGAAUUCAGACAUUAUGGGUUGGCAUCGGAGAUUUAUACUCAUUUCACUUCACCAAUUCGUCGUUAUUGUGAUGUGGUGGCCCAUAGACAAUUGGCAGCGGCUAUCGGGUACGAAUCGUUGGAUUUCAGUCAUCGUGAUAAGGAUAAGAUGGAAUUGAUUUGUAAAAACAUCAACAAACGUCAUAGAAAUGCCCAAUUUGCGGGAAGAGCCAGUAUUGAAUAUUACGUGGGGCAAGUGAUGAAGAACAACAAUAACGACACCCAAGAAGGGUACAUCAUCAAGGUGUUCUCUAAUGGGAUUGUGGUAUUAGUGCCAAAGUUCGGUAUUGAAGGGUUGAUCAAGUUGGAAGUGUUGGGGGAUGCUAAUUCUGCGAAAUUCGACGAUGAGAAUUUCUCAUUGAGUUUCAAGGAUCAGAAUGGUGAUGCUAAGACAAUUAGCGUGUUUGAACAUGUGAAUGUGCAAAUCAAGUCAGUGUUGGAUCCUGCCACUAGCAAACGUAAGGCCCAAUUGGUUCUUGUUUGA
This is a messenger RNA of Saccharomycopsis crataegensis, 2955 nucleotides long. It is a transcript of the gene DIS3, whose product is annotated as exosome catalytic subunit DIS3. NCBI's taxonomy places the organism in Eukaryota, Fungi, Ascomycota, Saccharomycetes, Ascoideales, Saccharomycopsidaceae. Gene Ontology annotation, cellular component: cytoplasmic exosome (RNase complex); nuclear exosome (RNase complex). Bases 1 to 2955 code for a protein of 984 amino acids. The record is from RefSeq and is a predicted model, not a curated record. Gene Ontology annotation, molecular function: endonuclease activity; RNA binding; 3'-5'-RNA exonuclease activity. Gene Ontology annotation, biological process: rRNA catabolic process. The transcript has a single exon.